Molecule: messenger RNA, 1562 nt
Organism: Lycium barbarum (goji berry)
Lineage: Eukaryota; Viridiplantae; Streptophyta; Magnoliopsida; Solanales; Solanaceae
Product: F-box/FBD/LRR-repeat protein At1g13570-like
Exons: 4
Coding region: 115-1401 (428 amino acids)
Molecular function (GO): protein binding
Source: RefSeq, a predicted model, not a curated record
AAAAUGGCUAUUUGUGCACUUGACCCGAUUCAAGGCCCAGCCCACACUUCCUCUUAAAGCUCGAAGACGCCUCAGUUUUGCAGCAAAAAAUCACUUUAACUUUCCUAAGCAAACAUGACUCAAGAUGGAGAAAGAGUUGCUGUUGAAGGGGAUAGAGAAGAUAGAAUCAGUGAUUUACCAAGAAAUGUUAUAGAUCGUAUCCUUGAGCUCUUACCGGUUGAAGACGCAGCACGAACUAGUAUUUUGUCCAGAAAGUGGCGAUAUAUUUGGGCCAUGCUUCCAAGUUUAGUGCUGGGUUACCGCUUCUGUAAAAGUUUUAAAUGGGAGGAGUCCCCAUUCAACUUCAAAGAAGCAGUAGACAAUAUUCUGUUAAUGCAUAUGGGGGACAUUGUGAAGUUUGUUCUUGACACUAGAGCGCUUCGUUUGUCUUUAUCUGCAGCUAUUGAUAGAUGGAUGUUUUAUGUCACCAGAAAUGGUGUCAAGGAGCUAACCCUCCGUGUUUCAUCUUAUCAUACCUAUACACUACCUUCAUCUAUUUUUAAUUGUUCAUCACUGACAAAGUUGACACUCUUCAAAUGUGUCUUCAAACCACCGAAUUCCUUUCUUGGUUUUCAGAAUCUUAUCACCCUUUGUCUGCAGGGGGCAACCUUUGUGCCAACCACAUCGUUUUGUGUCAUCAAGGCUCCCCGUCUUGCCAGUUUGACCUUGGACUCGUGUAAUGGUACUCAAUACCUAAACAUAGUUUCACCAGGGCUGGAGUCCUUGUACGUUAGUAACAGUCAGUGGCAGUGCUAUCCCUUGCUAAAUUGUUUGAUAAAUUGCAAGAGUUUGACAGUGUUAAAACUUGAAUGUCACGACGUGGUUAACAAUCCAAAACCUAAUGAGAAAACAACUUUGGAGAAGCUUCUUGUUAGCUUGCCUGCACUUGAGGUACUCGAUUUGGAUUCUUUUUUUGUUGAGCUUUUGAGUGCAGACGUUGUCCCGAAUGGGCUUCCUGUUACGCUCAACUGCUUGUGGCAUCUAUUGUUAAAUCUAGACCUCGGCAAAAUGGGUCUGACUUCUUACGUUCUACAGUUGAUUAAGAAUUCGCCCAAUUUGAGUAAACUUGAGAUUCGGGUUGAUGGUACCAGCGACGAUGCCGAAACCGUUAUGAAGUAUCUGGACAUGCCAUCCUGCUUGGAACGACCACUCAACAACCUUGAGCAUGUGGCCAUCAAUUUUUUUAAGAGUUCAAAAGCAGAACUGCUUUUUGUAAAGCUAUUGCUUUCUUCCACUCCAUAUCUGCUAAGUAUGUGCAUUCGUCAGUGGGCAGACAUAGACGUUGAUAUUGCCUUAGAAUUGAUGCGUUUUCGCAGAGCUUCUCCCAGGGCAGAGUUAUUCUAUUCUCAACAAAAGACUUAAUGUUCUGCCAAAAUUGUUUUCAAAAAAAAAAAAAAAAAAGAAUCGAUGUUAACUCAAUAUAUGUGAUUUCAGUGUAGGUGGGCAGAUUAAUGUUUAUCUGUUGUUGAUUAGUUUUGUUAAACAAGGGAUGAAUUGGCAAAUUUUGUUAAUAUUUGGCGUUC